Zonotrichia albicollis (white-throated sparrow) is the source of this 1896-nucleotide messenger RNA. RefSeq names its product kelch-like protein 23. Gene Ontology annotation, molecular function: protein binding. NCBI's taxonomy places the organism in Eukaryota, Metazoa, Chordata, Aves, Passeriformes, Passerellidae. The record is from RefSeq and is a predicted model, not a curated record.
GAGUUAAAAUUAACUGCCUGGCAGUAUACAAGCAUGGAGCCUGCACAAGAGCCACAGGAGCUGGGACCUCAGACAGAAAUGAUUGCAGACACAAUUCUUGAGGUUGGAGAGAGACUCUUCCAGGUCAGCCGUAGGGUGCUUUCAGUACACAGUCGAUAUUUUGAAGCGAUGUUUUUUGGAGGAGCAAGAGAGAGCUCUGAACAGCACAUAGUGAUCAAAGGGAUCGAUGCAGUGCCAUUUCAGGCACUACUUGAGUUCACUCGCACGGCCCAAGUGCUCAUAGGUCAAGAAAAUGUGACCAGCUUACUGGAAACAGCUGAUUUUUUUCAGUUUGACAGGGUGAAACUGUUGUGUGAGAAAUUUCUGGAGAGAGAACUGCAUGUUUCAAACUGCCUGGGCUUGAUGACCUACUCACAGCAAUUUGCCUUUACAGAGUUAUAUGUGUCUGCUAUGAAUGUGGCUCUCACUCACUGGGGGGAUGUGAUAUGCCAGGAAGAAUUUAAGGCAUUACCCAAGGAAAUGCUGGUGCAGCUCCUGAAGAGUGAUGACCUCUUCAUUUCAAGAGAGGAUGUGGUUUUUGACAGUAUUAUGAUUUGGAUAAUGGAGGACCCAGCAACAAGAGAGGAAGAAUUUCUGGAUUUGGUGGGCGAAGUCAGGGUCGCUUUUCUGAGUUUGUCCUUCCUCGAUAUCUUGGUGAAACGCAGCAAGCGUGCUGGAGAGACAGAUAUCUUUUCCAGACUAAUAAAGAAGUUAGACAGCUGUCCCCCACCCAGCUGGCAAAAUCCGAAACUGUGUCCUUAUGCUGGCCGGAGCUAUGACACCUUAUAUGUCCUGGGAGGAAAGCAUGACAAGGAACAGCAAGAAUUAUUUCUCUUCCAACCUAAAACAGGGACCUGGCAGGCUUGUUCUCCCCUGCAGCGCAAGAACCUCACCCAGUAUGCAGUGGCAGCAGUAGGGAGCUUCCUUUUUGUGACAGGAGGAUAUUUCCGGGAUGAAUUUGUGUGGUACAGUGUGGAUUGGGUGCUCAUCUACAACUGCUUGGACAAUUGCUGGCUGGAAGGGCCAGCCAUGAAGAAGUCCCGCAACAGCCACUGUGCAGUAGGAGUAGGGCUCCACUUGUAUGUGCUCGGAGGGAGCACGGAUGAAGGGAUAAUCCCAGCAGUGGAGCGCAUGGCUCUGAUGGAGUCAGAGUGGGAAAGCAUGAGUCCUAUGGCUCAGCCUGUGGAGAGAGGCGAUGCCACCAGUGUGGGAACCAGGAUCUAUGUGGUCUGUGGCCUGGAUGAGAAUGGACACGUGUAUGACGGAGUGCAAAGGCUGAACACAGAGACAGAUAGCUGGGAUGUCAUCUCGUUCUCCCCUCUUCCAAGGUAUGACCUCUGCAUCACAUCCCUGAAUGGGGCUCUGUACACUGUAGGAGGGGAAGCUUUUCGAUUUGAUGUGGAGACAGAUGAAUGGACCCAGGUGAAUGAGGAAUGCUUGACCCAGAAGUUCUUCAUGGGAUGCAGCACCGUGAAUGGACAAAUUUAUCUUCUUGGACAGAGGAAGGGAAACAGCACCCUCCCCAUUGCAGUCCUCUUUGAUCCCUACACUGAUGUGUGCCAGGUCAUAGAUAACAAACUCCCUUGCCCCGUUCCUAUUCAUGGCUGUGUCUCUGUGCGAAGAUUUGAUACAUGGGUGUAAGAGUGGAAGAUGUAUACUUUACAGCUGAAGGGAGUUAAAUUGCAUCAACUUUGGCCUGUGACAUUUAAAAAAAAUUAUUCCUUUGUAAUUUUACCUUUUCUUUUCUACUUGACAAAUGAACUUGAAGCAAAAGCCAGUGCAAACUUUGUCUACACAAAGGGUGCAGGUCAUUAUUGAAAAUGGUGAUUGGUAUUGUUAUGACAUAUAAACUCCUUA